UCUCUUUGUUGUCUGGAACUUUGAGCUCUACAUGAUACCACUGGUUUUGUUGUUACUGUUGACAUGGAACUACUUCUUGAUAAUAUCAGGGAAAGAUAACAGGCAACGUGAUACAGUAGUGGAGGACAUGCUGGAGGACGAGGAAGAAGAAGAUGACAAAGAUGACAAGGACAGUGAAAAAAAGGGAUUUAUAAAUAAAAUCUAUGCCAUCCAGGAGGUUUGUAUCAGUGUCCAGAACAUCCUAGAUGAAGUGGCUUCCUUUGGCGAAAGGAUAAAGAAUACUUUCAACUGGACUGUCCCAUUCUUAAGCUGGCUGGCCAUUGUAGCCCUCUGUGUGUUCACAGUCAUCCUGUACUUCAUUCCACUGAGAUACAUUGUCCUUGUCUGGGGCAUCAAUAAAUUUACAAAAAAGCUUCGGAGUCCAUAUGCAAUUGAUAACAAUGAACUACUUGACUUCCUUUCCAGAGUCCCUUCAGAUGUACAAGUGGUGCAAUACCAAGAACUGAAACCAGAUACUUCUCAUAGCCCAUGUAAAAGGAAGAAAAACAAUCUUGGCUAGCCAGCUCCCAGCACUGAGGAGACCAGCAUCUGUUUGGGAAGAUAAAAGAAAAAGCCUUCAGCCUCAGCAGCAUUUCCUUUCUUCCUGCUUUUUAUUUAUUUUGCCUUUUUAUCAUGAUCGAGAGAAUUUGUAAAUAGUGUACAAAGGCAUAUGUCUUUGAAAAUAUACUUCCAUUGUACAGACUCAAUUUGCUAAAGGUUUAGCUGUUGCUGUGUGAAAGCCUUGUUGGCUGUGGAUAAUAACAUAACACACUGGAACAACAAAUAGAAGCAUGGUAACGUUGGGGGAUAUACACUUCUCUAAUUACAAGUGGAAGCACCAGAAUAUUACAUUAAAUGCUCAGCUGUACCCUGAUUAAAUCUACAUAAAACGUAAAUGUCAAUUUGAUUUUUAAAGUUUUUUUUUAAUGUGACUAUUUUUUAUCUGAAAAGUAAUCCAUUACAGUUGUUUUCUAUGUUUUAUACAUGUCAAAAGAGAAGGGGGGAAUCCCAAAAUCUGAAUUAUGGAACAGAUGCAUUUCAAUUUAACUAAGAUUCUGACUUCAGAUCCUGACUUUCAUUCCUGUGCAAAUUACUGAGAUAUGACUCGGCUUAUUUUAAGCUAAUGAGUGGAAGGUACAUUCACUCUGUCAAGAUAAUCUUUCACACUCUACAAAGAAAACUUCCAAAGCUUCUAUCAUUCCAUCUAAAACCUUAAAAUCUCUACAGGAUUACACAUAAAUACUGCCAGGUUUAUAAAUGAUUGCCUAUCUGAAUUUUUAUACCUACCACUACUUUAAUUUGUACCAAGUUAGCAAGUUAGCAACCCAGUUCAGUUGUCAAAAAUACUAGCAACCUAAAUCCGUGUUGCUUUUGGUGUUUCUGUGCCUCUAAAAAUAUUUAAUACUCAAGUGUUAUCACACACACAAAAAGUACUUGCUUUCUCAUAGAUUACUGAAAUGCUUUAAUGCAUAGUAUGAUUUUUGUUAGUGUGAAUUUUAAUGUAAAGAAUGCUAGUGUGCUAAGUGAUAUGCCAGUGUUUCAUUAUAUUCAUUUAUAGAAAAACUAAUCAAUCGUUCUUGAUAAUAUGAAUGCAUGAAACCUAUUUUGUAAAAAACAAAAAAAAA
This is a messenger RNA of Leptonychotes weddellii (Weddell seal), 1664 nucleotides long. The record is from RefSeq and is a predicted model, not a curated record. NCBI's taxonomy places the organism in Eukaryota, Metazoa, Chordata, Mammalia, Carnivora, Phocidae.